ACUGUGGAGAACACAAGUAAACAUCUAUCGGGAUGAAUUCACAAGGUUGGAAGCGGAACCGCACCUGCUGGAUAGCCCUCCUCACUCCCAUUCGGGGCCUAAGAACCGUUUUUCAGGCCUUUAGUCUCUUGGGGCCUGUACGAGGCUCUUUAUGAACAUUUUCCUCUGUUUUUCUCACUUCCACCCUCAAAGGCUGUCUGUCAUUUUCCAAAAAAAGGUCCUGGAGUCUUCGAUGAUUUCUCCAAGGUCAGCCAGUGAGUGGCCGGGCUCCUACCGCGGAACCGGCCCACUCCAAGCCCGAGCACUGCCCCGUCCGGCCCGCCAGCGCGAGGCUGGGCUUCCGGGCACUCGCGGCCGUCGUCGCCGUCGCGCGAGGUGAAGAGGCCCAGCCAGCGCGGCGAAGCCAGCAGGGGACCGCGGACCGAUUGCGCCGCGGGUCCCUACGUCUGGGCGCCGGGCCCCGGUGUCCCGGCAACAGGACUGGGAACCCAAGUCACACUCACCUGCUCGCCUGAGGAAUUACCAUGCCCGGUAAAGGGAAACGAGGAAAAGGCCAAGGCAAGUCUCGCGGGAAGAAGCCGAAGAAACCGGAAGUGGACAUUCUCAGCCCCGCCGCCAUGCUGAACCUCUACUACAUCGCCCACAACGUUGCCGACUGCCUGCAGCUGCGAGGCUUCCGCUGGCCAGGCGCUCCCAAAUCAAAGAAGGGGAAAAACAAGACUUAAUAUAGCAUUCCACAGACAGCAGAACUUGGGAAGAGAAAUCAGGAUAGCACAACUACUGCAAGCAAAAUAGACUUUACUGAAGACAAUUCGAGAUGCAAGCAAAGUGUGCUUUUUCUGUGGUAGUUCAUGAUAAAAAAAUGCAUUUUACUUCGCAGCUAAACUCAGCUAUAGUUAGCCAGUUUGCUUUUUUUUCAGAAGAAGUUAAGGGGGGAACAAGUCUGAGUAAUUCCUACCGAGUGUGAUGGAAUUGAUAGGAGUUUAAAAAUUAUUAUACUUCUGGGUCAGAAUAAACUUUGUUCUCAA
Molecule: messenger RNA, 1028 nt
Organism: Ailuropoda melanoleuca (giant panda)
Lineage: Eukaryota; Metazoa; Chordata; Mammalia; Carnivora; Ursidae
Gene: SMKR1
Product: small lysine rich protein 1
Exons: 3
Coding region: 525-725 (66 amino acids)
Source: RefSeq, a predicted model, not a curated record